Messenger RNA from Aspergillus niger, 816 nucleotides. RefSeq lists its product as uncharacterized. The record is from RefSeq and is a predicted model, not a curated record. Gene Ontology annotation, molecular function: RNA binding. The transcript is spliced from 3 exons. The coding region runs from base 1 to 816 and encodes 271 amino acids. NCBI's taxonomy places the organism in Eukaryota, Fungi, Ascomycota, Eurotiomycetes, Eurotiales, Aspergillaceae. Gene Ontology annotation, cellular component: cytosol.
AUGGCUCCCCGCGGUCGCGGAAAGUUCUCCAAGCCCUCUCGCGGAGGUGGAAAGCGCUUCAGUCGAGAUGUCCAACCCGUCGAUAAAGACGGUAACCCUGUGGGCUUGUGGCGGGACGCAGAUGAGGACGUCCCCUCCUCGAUAGACGAAGAUGAAGAAGACGGCAGCACAUCCGGCUCGGACUCAGACUCCUCCGAAGACGACACCCCAUCCUCCACCAAGCCCGGCCCCUCCUCCUCUAUCCCACCCACAGAUUCCGCAGCAACAGCAGCAGCCCCCGAACUCACCCGUGAAGAGCGCCGCGCAGCAGCAAAGGCUAAAAAGCAAGCUGCGCAGGCCCGUCGACUCCAGACCGCCGCGCAACCGGGCGAUUUACCCCCAUCCUCGUCAGAUGACGAGGACCACUCUGAAGGAUCGGAUGGCGACGAUGAGGAUCUACCGGCGAACCCGAACCAUACGAGUAAAUCUCGGUCUCAGUUGAGUAGUAACGCGACUGGUGGGGGUGCUAGUGGUGGUGGUGAAGGAAAAGGCAAGGAUCAACAGGAUCUGUCGCAGCUCUCGCGACGAGAGAGGGAGGCUAUUGAGGCGCAGCAGGCGAGGGAACGGUACUUGAAGCUGCAUGCGGAGGGGAAGACGGAGGAGGCGAGGGCGGAUUUGGCGCGGUUGGCACUAGUUAGGGAGAAGAGGGAGGCGGAGCGGUUGAGGAAGGAGGUCGAGAAGGAGGAGAAGGCUGAGGCGGCGAAACGGAGGGCGGAGGAGUUGAAGGCGAAGUUGGGGGCGAAGGGAGGUGGGAAGAAGGGAAAGAAGGGGAAAUAA